This is a messenger RNA of Adelges cooleyi (spruce gall adelgid), 1738 nucleotides long. It is a transcript of the gene PpD3, whose product is annotated as serine/threonine-protein phosphatase 5. Lineage: Eukaryota; Metazoa; Arthropoda; Insecta; Hemiptera; Adelgidae. Gene Ontology annotation, molecular function: protein binding; protein serine/threonine phosphatase activity. The transcript has a single exon. Gene Ontology annotation, cellular component: nucleus; cytosol. The record is from RefSeq and is a predicted model, not a curated record. Bases 157 to 1638 code for a protein of 493 amino acids.
AAAAUACGAUUUUAUUCUCGCAGCUUGCCAAAAUUGAAAUUACCAUUUUCCACAUUUGGCGUUUGAUUAUACGUUUUUUUUUUAACCGUAGUUAUUGUCACUAAUAAUUAUUAAAUUCUUUAAUUUGUUACCUCUUUUUAUAUUUUUUUUAUCACAAUGAAUGGUGAAUGUAUGUUAGACUACCGCGAAGCGGAUAUCACCCAUGCCGAACGCAUGAAGGAAGAGGCAAACGCUCAUUUUUCUGCCAAACGAUAUGCCGAAGCUAUUGACAGUUACACUAAGGCAAUUGCCAUGUGUGAAAGUUCGUCCAACAAGCCUCACAACUUUGCCGCCUACUAUGCUAACCGCAGCAUCGCCUAUUCCAAAACCGAAGCCUACGGCUACGCCUUGGCCGAUGCGUCUAAAGCCAUACAACUAGAUCCGAAGUAUUUAAAAGGCUAUUAUCGAAGAGCAACAGCGUACAUGUCUUUAGGGAAAUUCAAAGAAGCGUUGAAAGAUUAUGAAGUCGUAGUUAAAGCGUUACCAAACGAUAAAGACGCUUAUCAGAAAUACACAGAGUGCAAUAAGUUGGUUAAAAGACUAGCUUUUGAAAAAGCUAUUUCAGUCGAAGAUUCCAAGAGUGUUUCCGAACAAAUAGACAUUGAAUCAAUGAGUAUCGAAGAUGAUUAUAGUGGUCCAAGUUUAGAUAAUGGUAAAGUUACACUAGAUUUUAUGAAAGAACUAAUCAAAACUUACCGAGAACAGGGUAAGUUACAUAAAAAACAUGCUUAUAAAAUAUUGUUGGAUGUUAAAAAAUAUUUAGAAAAACAACCAACACUUGUUCAUAUUAAUAUUAAGGCUGAAGAAAAAUUUACUGUUUGUGGUGAUAUUCAUGGCCAAUACUAUGAUUUAUUAAAUAUAUUUGAACUCAACGGUUUACCAUCAGAUAACAAUCCAUAUCUGUUUAACGGCGAUUUUGUUGACCGAGGAUCUUUUUCAGUAGAAUGCAUUUUUACCUUGUUCGGAUUUAAGCUCCUUUUCCCAGACAAAUUCUUCAUGUCUCGUGGAAAUCACGAAAGCGUAACUAUGAAUCGUAUGUACGGGUUCGAAGGUGAAGUUAAAUCUAAAUAUUCUGUAGAGAUGGCUAAUCUUUUCACUGAAGUAUAUAAUUGGCUUCCACUGGCUCAUUGUAUCAAUAGACGUGUGUUAAUUAUGCACGGUGGAUUAUUUUCAAAAGAUGAUGUCACUUUGAAAGACAUUGAAAAUAUUUAUCGUAACAGGCAACCACCAGAAGAAGGUUUAAUGUGUGAUAUACUAUGGUCGGAUCCACAAGACGCCCCUGGCCGUUCACCGAGUAAACGUGGUGUCGGAGUACAAUUUGGACCAGAUAUCACCAAAAAGUUUGUCGAGUUGAACAGUUUAGAUUACAUCAUACGAAGUCAUGAAGUGAAAGCAAAUGGGUACGAAGAAGCUCAUGACUCGAAAUGUGUGACUGUAUUCUCUGCUCCCAACUACUGUGACACAAUGGGUAACAAAGGAGCGUUUAUUACACUCGAGGGUCAGUGCCUUAAACCAAAAUUUACAACAUACACAGCUGUACCACAUCCACCAGUGAAGCCUUUAAUGUAUGCUAACUCCUUAGUAAACCUGUUCUGUUAGUGAAAUCAUUUUCUUAAUUAUUUUUUUUUUUUAUUUAUGUACAAGUUAUUCUUGUUGAUUUGUUUGCCUAACACAAAAUAAAAUGCAUUUUUUUGUAUUU